AAUCCUUGGAAUUAUGGAUUAUUGGAUUUGGAUUCCCAAACUCUUCCCAUUCCUCUUGGGCUUCUCCUUGGCCUCCAUUCCAGGUAAGUUCUUGGAAUUCUGGGAAUUUUGGGGGGGAAUUUAUGGAAUUUUUUUGGGAAAAUUCCUGAUUUUUUAUGGGAUUUUUUGGGGGGAAUUCCCGGUUUUUUUAUGGGAUUUUUUUUGGGAUUUCAGCUUGGAAAAAAGGGAGGGAAAUUCCUGAUUUUUAUGGGAUUUUUUGGGGGGAAUUCCUGGUUUUUUAUGGGAUUUUUUGGGGGGAAUUCCUGGGUUUUUUAUGGGAUUUUUGGGGGAUUUCAGCUUGGAAAAAAGGGAGGGAAAUUCCCGAUUUUUAUGGAAUUUUUUUGGGAAAAUUCACGAUUUUUUAAUGGGAUUUUUUGGGGAAAAAUUCCUGGGUUUUUUAUGGGAUUUUUUGGGAUUUUUUUGGGGGGGAAUUUCCGGUUUUUUAUGGAAUUUUUUUUGGAAAAUUCGCGAUUUUUUAUGGGAUUUUUUGGGGAAAAAUUCCUGGUUUUUUAUGGGAUUUUAUGGGAUUUUUUUGGGGGAAUUCCAGGGUUUUUAAUGGGAUUUUUUUGGGGAAAAUCCCGGUUUUUUAUGGGAUUUUAUGGGAAUUUUUUUGGGGGAAUUCCCGGGUUUUUUAUGGGUUUAUUUUGGGAAAAUUCCCGAUUUUUUAUGGGAUUUUUGGGGGGGAAUUCCCGAUUUUUUAUGGGAUUUUUUUGGGGGGAAUUCCCGAUUUUUUAUGGGAUUUUUUUGGGAAAAUUCACGAUUUUUUAUGGGAUUUUUUGGGUGGAAAAUUCCCAGUUUUUUAUGGGAUUUUAUGGGAUUUUUUGGGAGGGAAUUCCCGUUUUUUUAUGGAAUUUUUGGGGGAAAAUUCCCGAUUUUUUAUGGGAUUUUUUUGGGAGAAAUUCCCGGUUUUUUAAUGGGAUUUUUUUUGGAGGGGAAUUCCCGUUUUUUUUAUGGGAAUUUUUUUUGGGAAUUCCUGGGGUUUUAUGGGAUUUUUUUGGGAAAAAUUCCCGGUUUUUUAUGGGAUUUUAUGGAAUUUUUUUGAGGGGAAAAAAAGGGAUUUUUUGAUGGAAAAAAGGGGAAAAAAAACCUGGAAAAGAGUUGGGAAUUGGGGGAAUUUGGGGAAUUUUGGAAAACUGGGAAAAGGGGGAAAAAAAACUCCUGGAAAAAUGGGAAUGGAGGGGUUGGAAAACACGAGGGAAGAAAAAUGGGAAUAAAAAAAAAACCUCGGGAAUUCCAAACAAUGGGAAUAAAAAAACUCCCCCUUUUUUUUUUCCUUGCUGGGAUUAAAAAAAAAAAAUGGAAUUUUAUGGGAAAAAAUUGGGAAUAUUCCAAUUAAAAAAAAUAUUCCAAUUUAAAAGAAUUAAAAGUGGGAAAAAGCUCCAAAAAAAAGUGGGAAAAGGUCCAAAAAAAAAAGUGGGAAAAGGCUCCAAAAAAAGGUGGGAAAAGUUAAAAAAAAAAGUGGGAAAAGAUCCCAAAAAAAGUGGGAAAAACUCCCAAAAAAAAGUGGGAAAA
Myiozetetes cayanensis is the source of this 1551-nucleotide messenger RNA. RefSeq lists its product as uncharacterized. The record is from RefSeq and is a predicted model, not a curated record. NCBI's taxonomy places the organism in Eukaryota, Metazoa, Chordata, Aves, Passeriformes, Tyrannidae. The coding region runs from base 190 to 1104 and encodes 304 amino acids. The transcript is spliced from 3 exons.